GCCUCGCCGCGGCUGCUCCGGGGGAGCCUGCCGAAUGUUUUGUCUGCCGUGUGCCGUAAUCAAGGGCAUUUGGUUUUCAUAUGCGUUUAACCCAGGUAUGUGUUAGGCCUCCUGUGUUUGCGGGUUCCCGAAUGCGUUUCGGAAAGAACCCGGUUUCGCCCGUCCUGACUUCGUGGGUUGUCAAAGUGCUGGAAUUGAAUGACCGCUUCUUCGUUUGGGGGAAAUUGUUUUUGCUGGAGGCGGAGAGGGGAGCGCUCUGGGAGAGCGUGGGGACAGCGUCUGGGGGUGCGCUGCCUCUGGACGGAGGGAUGCCGAGAGGAGGGAGGCACAGGUUGGUUUCCAUUUCUGAAGGAUGCUGCAGACCGGGAGUGUGAUAGUGCAGAGCGGUGGGUCAUCACUGUGCAAGCACAUUCUUGGCUCUGUGGGUAUAAGCGCAGAUUGCCACACGUGUGCCCUUUCACAUUGUUUGCAGGAAGAUGACAGGAAAGGAAUUGCUCCCUCUGCAAAUAAAUUGUAAAAUGCCUGCACAAUAUACCGGGAGAAGAGCUGAGCUUAGACAGCACAACGUGGGAAAAGAAAACAGGAUGGAUACACAAAAACGUGCCCUUUCCAAACACUUUAUGUCUAGCUAAAAGCUGCAGGCUGUUACAAUAUCAUCUCAGUGGAGGUAAUGAAGUUUGGGACAGAAAGCAAGUGAAGAAAACUCUUCCUACCCUUGCAAAUGCUAAACAGUUAGUUAGAGGGAAACUGUGAAAAUAGUGGUAAAGGGCUGAGCAUUUGCCACGUUGAUUAACACCUAUAUAAGCAAAAACAAUUAGGAAUGCAUACUGAGUAUCAUUAAAUUUAAUUCUCAGGUGAUUACACCAGAAUGGGAGAAAGAUGAAUAGAAGAAAUGUAUAAAAUCUGGACCAUAUAGGAUGUACAUAGUGCUGGCAGUUUUAUUCUGAUAAGGGACCCAGCUGGAAGGUUGAUGUCUGUUUCACUAUGAUUUUGCUUUUUGCAGUCAUUUUGACCCUACUCUGACUUUUCUGUGCCUGAACAAACUGAAACAACGGGCAACCUGAAACCACCAGCCUCCUUUCUGCUACAAUGCCUACAAGGGCUUGUCCCCAUUAGGGAUGGUUGCUGCUGGUUGUUGCUGGGUACUGACUGCCUGCCUUCCCCACCUCUUCCUCCGGCUGGGUCAUCCACACCACCCAAGGUGGGGGAAGGAGAGGCAGGCACAUCACCCCUGUCUUCCUCAUGUUUCCCGGUCUUUCCUCUGCUCUGGCUUGCCGGCUUGCCUGCCCACAGACUGCUACUUGCUAUAUCCAGUAUGUGCACAUUGCUGUCAACGGGAGAAAUGCUGUAGGACCUUGAACUAGUGGGGAAGGGGUCCUGGGCUAGUUCAGCAUCCAAGUCUACUCUAGUACUAUCACCAAGGGCUUUUCCCAGCAUGCAGUCCCUUUAGAUUUGGGUGUGACAACUAACCACAUCCUGCGUGUUGGACGUUUGGUUUGCAUCCCUGUAUCUUCCUGCUUUUGUGAAAGAUACAAUCUUACAUUGUCCUGGACAAAGGAAAAUUUGAUCACUGCCAGACUUUUCAUCUCUUCAUUGUGAUGGAAAAAUGGUUGCCUAAAAUAAACCCUUUGUUAUGCUGCUAAAACUGCUUUUGAAUCCAAGAUCUGUUGUGAUUUUUAAAACACAAACGCAAAAAUGUCAGAACCCGACCCUUCAUCUGGAUUUGUAGGAAAUAUGGAAAACGGGACUUUUCUGGAGCUGUAUCCCACAUCCCUUUCAACUUCAGUAGAUUCAUCACCUGGCCGUUUAUCCAACGUCUAUGUCUAUGUUUCUAUAUUCCUUAGUCUUUUAGCUUUUCUCCUUUUGCUAUUGAUCAUUGCACUUCAGAGGCUGAAAAACAUAAUUUCUUCCAGUUCUUCCUACCCAGAAUAUAAUAGUGAUGCUGGAAGUUCUUUCACUAAUUUAGAGGUUUGUAGUAUUUCUUCCCAGCGCUCUGCUCUCUCAAACCUUUCUUCAUGAAACUAAAUGAAAGGAAACGCAUGGGGAAUGGAAGAGCUUUGUCUAGUUUCUUGGGGAGGUAGUGCAUGCAACAUUUGCCUUAGAAGACUAUUAUGAAGAGGUGGCUUUUAAAGUUUCUUUAUUU
This is a messenger RNA of Athene cunicularia (burrowing owl), 2143 nucleotides long. RefSeq names its product serine rich and transmembrane domain containing 1 (gene SERTM1). Bases 1696 to 2019 code for a protein of 107 amino acids. The record is from RefSeq and is a predicted model, not a curated record. Gene Ontology annotation, cellular component: intracellular membrane-bounded organelle. NCBI's taxonomy places the organism in Eukaryota, Metazoa, Chordata, Aves, Strigiformes, Strigidae. The transcript is spliced from 3 exons.